Molecule: messenger RNA, 1677 nt
Organism: Exophiala aquamarina CBS 119918
Lineage: Eukaryota; Fungi; Ascomycota; Eurotiomycetes; Chaetothyriales; Herpotrichiellaceae
Exons: 5
Coding region: 1-1677 (558 amino acids)
Biological process (GO): positive regulation of transcription by RNA polymerase II
Cellular component (GO): nucleus
Molecular function (GO): transcription cis-regulatory region binding; DNA-binding transcription factor activity
Source: RefSeq, a predicted model, not a curated record
AUGGCUUCCUGGAGUUACCUCGCGAGGGAACCUGUAGACAAUGGUUGCCGCUCUUUUAGAUUCAAGCCUAGGAAGACACAGACAGGUCGCAGACCGGUUCCAUCGAAAUCCACGGCACAACAUGCUCCUGAAAACGGUGCACAGCCAUUUGAAGCUGAUGGACGGAGAUCUCAGUCACAAGACCAAGAGCAUAUAGGUGAAUUUGAAUCACCCUCGGAACUCGUCGUCGAGCCUUAUCUAAGUCUUGAAGCGUCGCUCGCGGACACCGCCAAUGACUUUGACGCAGGUCUUGAAACCAUCUUGGAUAGUUGUGUUGCAUACUUCAGCACCGGAAAUGACAAUGAUCCACAUGAUCUGCCAUCGGUCUCAGGGAGCAUUGCACGGCAACAACAAGAAGGCGAAGGCGACAACGAUAAUGACGAUGAUUAUGACGAAAGUGUAUCAGCCUCGACGAAAGACAUCGUGUCAACUAGCUCCCUUGGACAGUCCUUGCUCUUAGCUCUGGAGCCUGCAGAGUUACUUGUAUUUUAUGAUUCGGAGCUUUGCACUCUCCCUUUCACGCAUGAUUUCCCCGAGAAUCCACUCCGGUGCCUACGAAGCGUUUCGGCAGAGCCGAAGCACUUACUGCACGCCAUGCUUGCGUUCUCUUUGGAGCAUGUGAGCCGACUCAGCGACAAACUGCCUGGACCUUCGUUGACCGACCAAAUAACCAUCUACAAGCACUCAGCAGCAGAAUGCUAUGCGAUAACUUCGUCAGCUGCCUCAACCGCCGCCAAAAGGCAUUUGCUUGAUACUAUCUUUAUUCUCUUUGCUUUGGAUGCUUUCCUAUCAGCUUCUGGGCCGUGGGGUGCGCGCCUAGCGAAUGCCUACCAUAAAAUCGAGUCCAUGGGGGGUAUAAGUCUCACAGCGGCUUCGCCUAGGGCCCGAGCACAGUUGAUGAUGUUUGUUUGGUGGGAUUGUAGUAUCGCACUCGUUGCGCGUUCGAACCCCGUAUUUUCAUCGUUCUAUUACGACUUUGCGCUUGAAGAACAUAACGGCGCGACAUAUGACAUUUUCACAAUAAGUGGUGUACCAAAAGACCUGUUCCGCUACUGCAGAGAGUUGACUCAGAUCGCCAGCGAGAAGAGACAGAUAUCCAAGUUCAAAUACGCCGUGUUUGACAUGAGCCGAGUACUGGAGCUCGAAAAAAGUAUUCGAGAGUAUCCAGGAGGAGGUUUAGCACCGCAAGGAGAGGAUGGCGCCGAAGAACUGAUUGAAUGCUGGCACGACUAUUACAACGCCGCGAACGCCUGGAAGUACGCUCUACUGCUCUACAUCUCCAGGGUUUUUAAAUGGGAUCCCACCAGCCAAAUCCGUCUCUCUGAAUUCACGUCACUUUCGAGGCUGGUUUUGGACAGCGUACGGUGCUGCAGACCCGACUCUCCAAUGAGAAAACAAUUACUCUUCCCGGUUUUUGUGGCCGGUUCCGAAUCGCUAGACUCUUACUCAAGGUCCUUCGUUCAGGAAUUUUGUGACACAUGGUGCAAAACUAUUAGAUACUCAUUGUUUCCCGAUGCAUAUUCAGUUUUGCAGGAAAUUUGGGCACAAAGAGAUCUAAAUGCCAGCGACCCAACUGUGUGGUGGGGAAGUGUGAUAGACAGCAAACAGUUGGAUGGCUGUGGAUUUUUGUUCGGCUGA